This is a messenger RNA of Styela clava, 3068 nucleotides long. RefSeq lists its product as uncharacterized. Gene Ontology annotation, biological process: regulation of transcription by RNA polymerase II. NCBI's taxonomy places the organism in Eukaryota, Metazoa, Chordata, Ascidiacea, Stolidobranchia, Styelidae. Gene Ontology annotation, cellular component: nucleus. The record is from RefSeq and is a predicted model, not a curated record.
UUAUGUUUUUUAAACUUAAUUUAGCUUAGGCAUAAAGUAUGUUUAUUCUAGAACAAUGAAAUUUCAUGGAACCACUAAACUUGAGCCAAAAUAACAAUUUCCUGAUGUGGACUUGACAGGCCUAUGAUUAUGGACUCUCACAAUAAUAAUGCAAUCAUAAUGAACUGUGAUAUAACUGUGACUGAUGAAAAUAUGAGUGACAAGAGAGAUAUGAGUGUAAUCCUUGUCCCUGAAAAUGUCCUAAAGGUACUGAGUGACUCGACAUCAUCUUAUGUUUCUCCGAAUAUUACAAAUAAAAAUACAUUGGAAAUACAUGGAGCCACUUUCGAAGAGAAUACCUUUGUUGAUUCAAUUGAUGGGAACUUGAACACCAAGAAUGUUCUGAUAAUAGGCAAUGGGGACACCAGUUUUGAGGACAAUACUGAAAAUGGUGUGUUGAAAUCAUCCGAUUUACUAGUCUUAGACCCAAAUAAUAUUUGUGUUGUUGGUUUGGGUGAACUGAACACAGAAAACCAAGCAGUCACACUCAUCGAAAAUAAAACUUCUCAACUUUCUCAAGAAACAACAAACUCUCUUCCCAGGCCUAUCAGACCACAUCCAUCGUCUAAAACAAAUGAAACAUCGUCUCAAACUCGUACUUUAUUAAUACAAGAACAUUCCAACAAAAGCAACGAGGAAGAAGCCACAAGAGAAAUUCUCAAUUGUAUGGAUGGUUUUAUUGAAAGUUGGGCUACAAAGCACAAUAACAGUGAGAAGAAAACUAUCAAGUAUAAAUGCAAAAUAUUCAACUGCAAUAAAACGUUCAAGACGCAAAUAGAACUUGAAGAACAUAAUGUUAAACAUCAAAAAUGUGAGAGAUAUCCAUGUUUGUAUCCGUCGUGUCCGUGGUCAUUUUCAACUCCGUAUAAACUUAAGCGACAUUUAAAAUCUCACGAUCAAAUAAAGCAAUAUAAAUGCACUUAUGAGGGAUGUAACACAAUUUGUUCAACUAAAUAUAAUCUCCAAACUCAUAUGAAUAUGCAUAAUAAAUGUGGAGCAUUUCGUAUUUGCCCUGAAUGCAAUGAAACAUUCACUCAUUUUGCUCAACUCAUGAAACAUAGACGAACAAUCCAUAACGUAGCUCCCAUGUUCGAGUGUGACGAAUGUGGCAAAAAGUUUCAUACAACCAGUGGUCGCAACACCCAUGCCAAAAGCCAUAUCGUACGAGAAUUUAUUUGUGGAGUAGAAGGGUGCGGAAAACGUUUUAAACGUCGUGCAAUUUUUAAAAUACAUGUAAUGGAACACUCAAAUAUAAAGCCAUUCAAGUGUGAAUAUCCAGAAUGCCGUUGGGCUUUCACAACAAGAGGAAAAUUAAGGAGGCAUAUAAUGUCGCAUACAAACACUAAAAGAUAUCAAUGUCCUGUUGAAAACUGUGCCAGUCAAUUUUCAAGAUUAGAACAUUUGAAAUCACAUUUGAAGGUUCACACAUUGAAAAGCAGAAAUGAUGACGAAGGUUCAAAUGACUUUGAGGCUCCGGUAGAAUCAAACGAAGACAAUUUACUUUAUUAUCUUUGUCCUUAUGAUGAAUGUGGAUUAUUAUUCACGACACUAAUUGGAGCUAAACAACAUAUACAAAAAGUUCAUACUCAAAAUGCAAAUGUGACAUCUCAAGAGAUAUCAUGUUCAAAAGAAACGGACAAUAUAUUAGAUACUCAACCUGUUUCUAUUACAUUGGAAGCAAUGAAGACGAAUGAUGAAAUACUUGAUGAUAAUAAUAUUUCUGAUGACAUAAGUAGCAAUGAAAAGAUUAUCACUGAUCAACAAAGCACAGAAUCAUUACUGAAAACCAUGUUGCGAGAAAAUCCUGAUAUACCGGAUUCUAAUGAUAUUUUGAUCACCAGCGUGACAUCUCUAGCAGAAGGGUCUGGAUCUGAAAACAUGGUCUAUAUUAAUACUGUACCUGAUGCUAAAGUGUCAAAUGGACAAACUCUUGAGCUGGCAGGCAGUGUUAUAUUCCCACCAACACAAGGAUUAUCUACUUCACCUACGUCUACGAUAGAUCCAUCCCAGUUUUUGUUGGGAGGAACUACAGAUGAGUUUUCUGCAAAUUCUGAAGCCAUGAAGUACAUCAAUAUACCACAAUAUCCACCAUCAAGUUCGACAGAUAGAUUUCUUAAUUUUAAUGAAUGUGAUCAGACUGUUGAUCCAAACAUGGUCAUGUCGAUCCCUGUUUCAUUGUUUCAGGGAUCGAACAGCACUGUUUCUUCAUCUUAUGAAACAUCUGAUGAUGAUGAUUCAUCUAUUUGUGAUUCUAAUAAUAAUCUGGCAAGAAGCAGUGGAUCUGCUCGUACUGAUGUUUUCAUACAUCGGAAACAUACAUUCGGGUCAUCAUUAAAGCAGGAUGCUACUUCUUCUCAUAGUGAAAUUUCACCUGAAUCUCGAGAUUCUGUCUCUGAGUUUGAUACUGAUAUCCAAUCAUUUAUCUUUAAUAAUGGAGUCGAUGGGAAACAAGACAUUGCAUCCAUAAAUGACAGGUCUUUCUUGAGAAAAAGAAGUCGUAUUCCUGACGACCAGUUCAUCAAAGAAUCACAUGACUUGCGAGGAGAUUUCACUGGAUCUACAAUUAAUCUUAACGAUUUAGCGUAAUUGAUCUCUUUGCUAUACUGAUAAAGCCUAUUAAGUUAUAAUUUUUCUGCCGUGCGUCAGAGAUAAACCAUGUUUCGAAGACAUUCACACUGGUCGGUCCAUUUUCGGUAGUACGUUUUAAACAUGCCCUGACUGGCUAUUAAUUUUCGUUCUGUGUUUUGGUUCGUGCAAAUAACGGAUUUGAGCACAUAUCAUGUAUGGCUUAAUUUAGGUGUAUUAUAUUUUGAGUUACUCAAACAUGAUCUACACAUAGAUGAUAGCAUAUGAAUCCAAACACGAGAAUCUUGUUGAUUAAUCUUGAUCAAUUUGACAUUUAUUUAUUUUAUGAUAUUUUAUUUGUUGUUGAUAUUUUAAUAUGAACAUGUCACUUGAUUGAUCAACUCAACUUUGCUUCUAUUAAUUUUUGCGUUAUUUAAUAAAUUUGAAUCUUGGAUGAUCUCAAA